Molecule: messenger RNA, 350 nt
Organism: Trematomus bernacchii (emerald rockcod)
Lineage: Eukaryota; Metazoa; Chordata; Actinopteri; Perciformes; Nototheniidae
Product: ankyrin repeat domain-containing protein 46-like
Exons: 1
Coding region: 36-350 (104 amino acids)
Molecular function (GO): protein binding
Source: RefSeq, a predicted model, not a curated record
CAGGUACGCUGGAAUUUUCUGACACCCACUCGGACAUGUCCUAUGUCUUCAUCAACGACUCGUCGCAGACCAACGUGCCGCUGCUGCAGGCCUGCAUCGAUGGAGACCUGCCGUUCGCCAAGAGGCUCCUGGAGACGGGCUGCGACCCCAACAUCCGGGACAACCGGGGCCGCACCGGGCUGCACCUCGCCGCCGCCCGGGGCAACGUGGACAUCUGCCGCCUGCUGCACAAGUUCGGAGCCGAUCUGCUAGCCACCGACUAUCAAGGGAACACCGCUUUGCAUCUGUGCGGACACGUGGACACCAUCCAGUUCCUGGUGUCCAACGGGCUGAAGAUCGAUAUCUGGUAA